GUGGGUGCUCAGCAGUGGGUGAAGAGGGGGCCAGCCCAGUCACCAGCGUACCCAUCUGCAGUAUGCCUUCCCAUGAGCUAUCCUGAGGGCAUGGUACGGGGUCUCUGUGGAGGACUUUGCUGCCCCUGCCUGUGACUGUGCUACAACGGUGGUUGGCUCCAGCCUUGACCAUGGACACCUGUCCAAGAUUCUGCUCAGUGUUUGCAAACGUUAAUCCCGUGCAGCACUUCAAAGCCAGUGAGUUCCGUGAAGGAGCUCUGAACCUGCUGAGUUGGUGACUUCCAUCUGGUUCUACCUGACCCAGGGGCUCUCAGAAGAAGACAUGUCCUGGUUUGAAGGAAGGUUGGGCCUGAUCCCGGAAACACAAAUGUUUGAAUCAGCCGUGACAUUUUGAAAUGAGCAUGUGUGGCCCAGAAUGUGGGACAUGCUGACAGGUCACCCAUCUGUCUGGGUGGGCUUUCUAUUGAGGUCACUUGCUAAGUGUCCUAUGAUGUCACUGUCAAGCAACCUGGCCGCCAUUGUGACACCUGGGGCUGCAUUGUGAGCCCAGCGCUGGGGGCUAAGCCUCACCCUUGUUGCUAGGAAGGAAGCAGAGCCUUCACUUUGCAUGGAUAGUGGCAAGAAAAGCAGUCCCCCAAGCCAGGACCCAGGCUCGAGCAUGGCCCAUUCUCCCCCAAGGGCUGGGGCACCCCGAACUGUCAGUGCGGGCCCUGCUCCUCCAGCAGUUCCGGCAGGGGCCUGGGAUGAUCCCCUGCCACCUGGCUGCCCCAACGGGAGAUUCCUGCUCGAAGACACUGCUUUCCAAACGCCGACCGAAAGGCCCUCCUUGAGAAGGCCAGGCCCAGGCACGAACACCCUGUCCCUGAGGGACGGGAGCCUGUUUUCUCUCCCCUUCCCCAAGAAACUGUGGAACAUCGUGAGCAGCAAUCAGUUUGUGUCCAUUUGGUGGGAGUGUAACGGCGCGUGCAUCGGGAUCAACGAGAAACUAUUUCAAAAAGAGAUUUUGGACCGGGACGGUGCUGACAAAGUGUUUGCAACGCACUAUAUGAAGAGCUUCAUCCGCCAGCUCAACCUCUACGGCUUCAGCAAAAUGCACCAGAUUGCUUGGCGACCUGUCUGCCGCGCUAGAUGGUUCACAGAAGAAAGAUCAGUGUGUGUCGUGAGCAAGUUACACUUCUACUAUUGCCCCUACUUUAAAAGAGACUUCCCUGAGCUUCUCCUGAAGAUGAAGAGAAGAGUGGGCGUAACAGGGUCAUCCAAAGCCGUCGUGCACGUGUACUCCCAGCAGAGGGAGAGGCAGCCCGAAGCCCCAAGAUCUCCUUCAGCACCUACAGCCAUGGAGCGACAGGAAGCUCCCACGUGUCCCGGUGAGAACAAGCCGGCGGGCCUGGGGAACCCAGAACUGCCCGAUGACACGUCCGGAAGCAGCACUGCUGGCUGGGCGCCACCAGCAACUGCAGCAAGGGCCCUUGAGGAUGUUGGGAGGAACAUGGAGGCUGCGGCCCUCUUGUCAACGCGGUCUCCCCGCCAGCCAGAGAGGACCCAGGCUCCCUGGGCUACCCCUGGUGCCGAGGCCACCAUCCUCGCACAGCCCCCCUGGGCUGUCCGUGUCAGGGCUGCUGCACAGAUAUGUUCCUUUGGGCCAAUGGUGGGUCUGCAAGCUGAGCCUCCGGGAUACCACAGCUCCCCUGCCAUGUUCCUGCCUUGGGCGGGCCUGUUGCCCUUCUGCUGCCCCUGGGUCCCCAUGCCCAUCAGGGCUAUGGGGCCUGCUGCUCACAUGCCUGUUUCCUCACCCCCAGCCAUGCCAUUCCACUGCUUCGCCAACUGCCCCUGCUUCUCAGACUACAGGCCAGCUAUCAUCAGGCCCCCAGGGUGUCCUGUGUUCAGGGACCACCACAGAUAAGGCAGUUGUUUUCCCAGGAUGUGUGCAGGCCAAUAAAAGCACCAGAAAAUGAGUGACCAUCUAUCUGAGUGAUGAUUCUUGUCUCUGUCACUUGUCUAUCUUUGCACUUGAGUCACCCUCUGAGGUAUGGUUUGCUUGCAUGGUAGAAGCAAACGUAAGCACGGUCUUCCCUGGCAUAACGCAGGCCCCUAGGUGACGC
Messenger RNA from Loxodonta africana (African savanna elephant), 2102 nucleotides. Its product is annotated as heat shock transcription factor, X-linked-like. NCBI's taxonomy places the organism in Eukaryota, Metazoa, Chordata, Mammalia, Proboscidea, Elephantidae. The transcript is spliced from 2 exons. Gene Ontology annotation, molecular function: DNA-binding transcription factor activity; sequence-specific DNA binding. The record is from RefSeq and is a predicted model, not a curated record. Gene Ontology annotation, biological process: regulation of DNA-templated transcription. Bases 608 to 1903 code for a protein of 431 amino acids.